CACUUAGCUUUGCGACAUGUUUUUCUUUAAAAACUUGUGCUUUUCAAGAACACCCCUUGCCCCCUCCCCCGCCAUGCUCCUCAGAUACCCCUGAUGUGGAACAGUUUUUCUUUUUUUUUCAAGUGAGGCUUCUCCACAAGAAAGAGGUCCUCAGAAGAAAUCAUUCCAGUGCUUUUCUCAGAUUACUGUAGUUAAAUACAACAGUGCGUCACACCAGUGCGUCAUAUACAACGACCUUGUUGAAGGUUAGGUGAUUGCGGGCCCAAACGUUUCAAACAUGGCGGCUCGUUCAUUGAUUAUGGACUUACUAGAAAGCCCUAAUGGAACAUUGUAUGGAGUUCUCAUUGCGUUUUUAAUAGUCAUUCUAACUACAGUCCUGUACCUUUUAUUUGGAAGAAGUGGAUCCAGAGGUCGUAGUAUCCUCUUAGUCGGCCUGACAGACUCCGGAAAAACACUGCUAUUCAGUAGACUCUGUAGUGGAAAAUAUGUGAUGACCCACACAUCAAUAAAAGAAAACAAAGAUCAGUACAAAUUAAAAGGCAAAAAGAGUGGCAAGAUAUUGGACUUGAUAGAUCUCCCUGGUCAUGAAAGAGUAAGAUCAAGGUUUAUAGAGCAGUUCAAGAACCAGGCAAGGGGAAUCCUGUUUGUUGUUGAUAGUGUGAACUUUCCACGAGAAGUACGAGAUGUGGCAGAGAUUAUGUAUGACAUUCUUGGUGACAAGUAUUUGUUGAAGUCUGCCAACUCCAUCCUGGUUCUGUGUAACAAACAAGACCUCACAAUGGCCAAGUCGCAGAGUGUAAUAAAGUCUCAGCUGGAGAAGGAAAUGUAAGGAACAUUUUUUAGUAUAGAAAAUGAUAGUAAAGUACGUUAAGUUCAAACUGGUCUUUCACUUGGGUUCUAUUGAAUUAGUUUUUAGAGGGACACAGUUUUGUUAGUAACUUAGUAUACGCUAUUUACCUAGCCAAAAAAAUGUGAAUUUGUUUUCUGCAGAAAUAACACCAAAUGUUGUUUUCAGUUUUUCAAAUGUGCAUGACUUACACA
Messenger RNA from Orbicella faveolata, 1041 nucleotides. Its product is annotated as signal recognition particle receptor subunit beta-like. The record is from RefSeq and is a predicted model, not a curated record. Gene Ontology annotation, molecular function: GTPase activity; GTP binding. Lineage: Eukaryota; Metazoa; Cnidaria; Anthozoa; Scleractinia; Merulinidae. Gene Ontology annotation, biological process: intracellular protein transport; Golgi to plasma membrane protein transport; protein localization to Golgi apparatus. Gene Ontology annotation, cellular component: Golgi apparatus.